UCCCCAGAGGGUGCUGAAGCCAAGGAUGCAGCAAAACUAACAAAACAAGAGCCAACAAGACGAUCUGCAAGAUUAUCAGCUAAACCAGCCCCACCAAAACCUGAGGCUAAGCCAAGAAAAACCGCUAAGAAGGAACCUGGAACAAAGGCUAAUAAAGGUUCUAAAGGGAAGAAGGAUGAAAAACAGGAAGCUGCAAAGGAAGGUACUACACCAUCUGAAAACGGUGACAGUAAAGCUGAAGAGGUACUUUAUAUAUCCUGCUGAUUCAGUCAGUGUGUUUUACAAUUCAGUUUCUGAGCCGUUGAAAGCAUGUUCAUAAUACUUUUUUUUAUUGCCCCGUAAUGUUAUUACAGAUUCGCAUCUCGCUCAACUGUUAGUGUUUCAACAUCCAGAGGUGUCCCACCCAGCACAUGUCAGUAAAAGGGCAGAUUGAAACAGUGAAAGUUAAGGGUACAGUAGAGCAUUCUGCAUAUGCAGUGAAUAGGAACAGGUAGUAGUGUG
Molecule: messenger RNA, 501 nt
Organism: Python bivittatus (Burmese python)
Lineage: Eukaryota; Metazoa; Chordata; Lepidosauria; Squamata; Pythonidae
Source: RefSeq, a predicted model, not a curated record